Molecule: messenger RNA, 2059 nt
Organism: Sapajus apella (tufted capuchin)
Lineage: Eukaryota; Metazoa; Chordata; Mammalia; Primates; Cebidae
Gene: PAK6-AS1
Product: chromosome unknown C15orf56 homolog
Source: RefSeq, a predicted model, not a curated record
AUGCCCCGCGCCGGGCGGGCGCUCGCGGAGGGAGGUCCCGCUUCAGGGGCUCGGAGCUCCCGGUGCCUGCGCGCAAGGCCCCUCGCCUGGGACCGGCUGGUCCCGAACUUCGGAGAAUGCACCUCUGGGAAGGGGACCGCGCGUGUUUGGAGGUCCAUCCCCUCGCUGCCACCCUCCAGGGCGGCGAGGGCACCCACCUGAGGAGCGGGAAGCCCAGGAACGCUCGAAAAGGGUGUGGCCUCAGGUAGGACGCGGCGGCGAACCCAGAGCCCGGGAGAAGUUGCCGAGGGUCGCUGGGGCCUUGGCCAGGAGCCGCUCUGCCCGAGGGGCGCCCCGCUGCCCAACUCUUUUUCUCCAUCUGCUUGGCCCCAGCUCCCGCCCGCCCUUCGCCUCCGGGCCCUGGCCUGGCCACAGCCGCGGGGACCUGCCUGCGGCUCCACGGCUAGGUGGCUGCCGCACAGAGACCCGACCUGGUGAACCAGCUGAGCGCCGGCUCUGUGUGUAAUCCACUAGUUCACUUUCAAAGCAGAUGCACCCUCCGGAGCCGCGGGCGGACUCUCCCGGACCUGAGCCAGGCCGCCUGUGUCCACCCACACAUCCUGGAGCGCCCACGCGGGAGUCCGAAACCCUGGCACUUUGGAUGGUCUGUCCUAUGUGGACAGGGCCCCAAGACUGUGCUGGGGUAGCCCCUUGUGCAGGCAGGAAAGCGGGAUUUAAGAGAUUACAAUUCCCUUGUCAGACCUUGCACAGUCCUGAGUCUUGAGGACCUUCUAGCCUAAGUCCUAGGGCAAAAGACCCGCGCAGACAGAGAGCUUCCAGGAGCACCCUGCCCCUGGAGAGGCUGGGGACUGUUCCGGAGCCCUCUGCCUGCUUGUCCUCAGUGGUCCCUGCCUAAGAUCAGAAUGGCCAUUCCAAGGGACUCACUCUUGGAUACCCUGUACCAUGUUUCUUUUGGGGUACAGGGUUUUUUCUAUAUUGGGGGAAGGGGCAGGGAUCACCCCAGAGAGAGGCUGCUUGCUGGUUGAGUGCUGAGGAGGUUCUGGCUUGGAAACUCAGUACAUCUGGACUCCAAAUGGCUGCUCUCAAGUGGUGGCUGGGUGACUGCCAGUGUCACAGAGCAGGGACCAAGGACAGGGCAGGGACUUCAAAAAUCACUGUGAGGCACCUCAGACUUCAAUGAUUAACUGAGGUCACUAUGGCCACCUAUUUUUGUUCACGGAUUCUUUAGACAUAUCAGUGCUACUCAUGGCUCAAUCCUUUGUAGUACAGGCUCUAUUGGUUACACACAGUUUAAGGCACCCACCAAAUAGAGCUCAGGCAACCCGUGGGAACCGCCAGCCCCAAACAGGUCUGUACCCUGUGUGGCUGCAUCACAAGCCUGAUACCCUCAGCUUUCCUAGGGAAAGCAUGGUGCCAGCUGCAGAUGCUGGUCCUGUGUGCUAUGGGACAGUGGUAUGGGAGGCGGUCAGCUAACCAUAGGUCCUCACUGCUGUCCCCAACAUCCCCAACACAUACUUAUAUUUAGUCUCUGUUCUCCUUUCCUUACUCCGUCUCCUCCUCCUCCUCCUCUUUGUGUCUUUUCCACACGGAUUUUUUCUCUUUCCUCUGACUGGACAAUACGGUAGAUCUGACUCUCUUUGACAAACUCUGACCUGUUGUGGUCACCCAGGAAGCUGACUGCUAGGCCUCAGGUAAAGGGGCCAUGGGAGGGGGACCAGGUGAUACAAGAAUUGCUCCCCCGACAGGUUAGUUACCCAGGGACAUGGGCGCACUGGCCAAAUGCUGGCUACAGAAGCAGAAUGUGCUGCGUGGAGGCGGGUAGGGGGCGGGAGAGAUUGGUUGCUGAGGAUUUGAAAUGAACCAUGAACCAAAGCUAGAAUGAAACGCAUGAUAUUGUCUAACCUAGAGUCAACACCCUAAAUUAUUUUUACUGAUUCAUGAAUGCACAUGCGAAUUAUUUUCUUUUACUACAAAUGUCUUACAUACCAGAACCACAGCUCCAAGCAGUACUUUUGAAUGGAACUACAAUAAAGUAUGAAUGUUAGAAUUUUACCAGAAA